AGACCAUCAAGGGAAAUUCCUCGGCCACAUUUCUAACCACAACCCUUCCACAAUGUCGAGGUCUUUAAUACCGAGCAGCUCGCUGCUUUCUGCGCUCUCUCCCACGAUGAUAUCACAGAUCCCACGGACACAAUGCCUAGCUACGCUCCGAACCCGCACUGCCGUAUCGAAUUUGGGCGGCAUCCAUGGUGCACGGAGGGCAUUUAGCAAGACAGCUAUGCGCCCAGCUAGAUCUGUGGAGGAGGCAAAGAGUAGAUAUAAGUCGGGGCCGUUCUCCUGGAAAGCAGGUGUCAUCUUCCUCGGUUCAGGCGCCAGUCUGAUCUUCUACUUUCGCUACGAGAAAGCACGCAUGGAGCGCGCACGGAUUGCCGAAGCAGCUAAAGGCGUCGGGCGCCCAAAGGUGGGGGGACCAUUCACACUUGUCGACCACGACGGAAAGCCCUACACGGAGGAGAAUCUGAAGGGGAAAUACAGCCUUGUGUACUUUGGGUUUACGCACUGCCCUGAUAUCUGCCCGGAGGAGCUCGACAAGAUGGCAUCGAUGAUCGAUCUCGUGGAGGCGAAGCAGCCAGGCACCAUGGUGCCGGUCUUCAUUACCUGCGAUCCAGCACGCGACACGCCGGCGGUGGUGAAGGAGUAUCUGGCGGAGUUCCAUCCAGCGCUGGUGGGACUGACGGGAACCUGGGACCAGGUCAAGGACGUGUGCAAGAAGUAUCGGGUAUACUUCAGCACGCCGCAGGGCGUGAAGCCGGGACAGGAUUACCUGGUGGACCACAGUAUUUACUUCUACUUGAUGGACCCAGAGGGCGAUUUUGUGGAGGCUAUUGGACGCCAACAUAGCCCUACGGAUGCGGCGAGGAUUAUUCUGGAUCAUAUCGGUGACUAUCGCGGGAAGAUCGAUCGAGCCUAAACAGCAGGCUGGAGGUUACAAUCAAGGGUGUAUGAUAUGUGUAUGAGAAGUAUAUCAGACCUAAAAUAGACGACUGUAGGAUAUGAUUGAAGGCUAAGUUUGGCAGAGGCCUCAGCUGAAGGCAGGAAGAGACAGAUAUUAUUGUACAUCAGAAGGUCAUAAAUAACGGCCGCAACGAAUCCACU
Molecule: messenger RNA, 1095 nt
Organism: Pseudogymnoascus verrucosus
Lineage: Eukaryota; Fungi; Ascomycota; Leotiomycetes; Thelebolales; Thelebolaceae
Gene: SCO1
Product: Cu-binding protein
Exons: 2
Coding region: 53-910 (285 amino acids)
Biological process (GO): mitochondrial respiratory chain complex IV assembly; intracellular copper ion homeostasis
Cellular component (GO): mitochondrial inner membrane
Molecular function (GO): copper ion binding; copper chaperone activity
Source: RefSeq, a predicted model, not a curated record